AUGACGGGCCGGCCCCGCUUCGAUUUGGUGCACCACCCGCACAAACGGGGACUUUCGCCCGCCUCUCACCAGCUCGAUUUCCAUUGUGCAAACGGCACGGCCCAACUCACCACCUUCUGCAGCUUGGCCGAGCUGGCCGCCAACAGGGCACUCUCGAGAAUCACUGCCGCAAUCCGCUUCCGUCGCCCGAUACAGGUGACUUUCAACAUCACCUCAUUUUGUGCGAACAGCACCUCGGCCGACCCAUCCCACUGUCUCCAAUCCUCCAAGACACUCGGUUUGGCAUCGCCGACCAAGUGGUAUAGUUGGGAUCACCACACGACGGACACAGUCGCUGCGGGAAUCGAUGUCGACUAUGUCUAUCCUAGCGCAUUGGCAAAGCAGUUGCUCGCGCAGGACCCUGGCGGUCCAGCCAACGACGGCGACAUCGCCGCAGUCUUCAAUUCCGACUGCAACUGGCUGAUGAAAGAUCACGAUGGCCGGAUUUACCGGUCCCUGGCGCUCCUGAAUCGCACCAACCAAGCAGGGACAUGCAGCGACAGCACUGUAUCCUACGACCUGGAGCAGAUCGUCCUCCACGAACUGAUCCAUGGGCUAGGCUUCCUGAGCAGCUGGUAUCCCUGGCUCGGCAAUGCUUCCGUUCUGCUGCCGUCGCAGCCAAUCAUGUCGAGCAACCAUGCGGCCUACAUCGGGCUGACGAAGCCGUACAUCUUCAACAAGUGGAUGGCAACGGUCGAUGGCCAGUGGCUGCGUCGCUACGAGCUGGCCAUCCUCCGGGCAUCAGACGCUGCUGCCCAAACCAGCGCCGGCCCAGACAGAACCAGCGAAACUUGGAUGGACGCCUUCAUGGCCAGCCCAGGACGAGUCCUUGCCGAGAAAAUGAUGAGCAACUAUGGGACACGUCCUGGCCGGCUAGUCGUCUGGUUCAAUGACACCGAAACCCGCCGAGGACGAUACGCCAGGCUCUUUGCAUCAUCGCAGUUCCUCGAUGGCUCCACGCUGUCGCACAUUGAUGCAAGCAGCUACCAAGGCACGGCCGAGUUCCUGAUGAGGCCGUAUGCCACAGGCAAUGUUCUGCUGGACGAUUACAUCCCCAGAGGCAGGCGUGGCCCUAUUGGUCGGAUCGCCCUGAGUAUCUUGGCGACAAUGGGAUACCCGAUAGCCAUGUGA
This is a messenger RNA of Polychytrium aggregatum, 1170 nucleotides long. RefSeq lists its product as uncharacterized. Lineage: Eukaryota; Fungi; Chytridiomycota; Chytridiomycetes; Polychytriales. The transcript is spliced from 2 exons. The record is from RefSeq and is a predicted model, not a curated record. The coding region runs from base 1 to 1170 and encodes 389 amino acids.